Molecule: messenger RNA, 5866 nt
Organism: Anguilla rostrata (American eel)
Lineage: Eukaryota; Metazoa; Chordata; Actinopteri; Anguilliformes; Anguillidae
Gene: cntnap3
Product: contactin associated protein family member 3
Exons: 24
Coding region: 234-4160 (1308 amino acids)
Molecular function (GO): calcium ion binding
Source: RefSeq, a predicted model, not a curated record
GACUGGAAAGCUGCCUUUCCCAUGGUCAUCUGACAAACGGGCACAUCGGCUGUGUGUUUCGGUUGAGGCAGGACUGUAGUAGGUGUGUCUGAGGAUAACAUGCUGAAUAUAUUUAAAUACGCUUGGUAGCAGGAUGGCGUGAAAGAGCUGCACUGAAAGAAAGACAGCAGAGACACGCACGUUCCACAACAGUGUGAGAGAGGAAAGGCACACUUCUGACGGCAUUUCACAGCAUGGAUUUUGGUAUUAAAACGCAUACCGGAAUGUUGGCAUUGAUGGCAACGCUUCUUUGUUGCCUGAGUGGGGCAAUUGGUAAAGAUAAUUGUGAUGGUCCGCUGGUCUCUGCCCUGCCUCAGACGUCAUUCAACAGCUCGUCCCAGCUGUCCAGUACUCAUAGCCCUGGAUUUGCUAAACUAAACAGGAGAGAUGGUGCUGGGGGCUGGUCACCAUUGGAGUCUGACAAAUAUCAAUGGCUUGAAAUUGAUCUGGGAGAAAGGACUGAGGUAACAGCCAUUGCCACACAGGGGAGAUAUGGGAGCUCAGACUGGGUGACCAGUUAUCUCCUAAUGUUCAGUGAUACAGGCAGAAACUGGAAACAGUAUUGGCAAGAGGACAGUAUUUGGGCAUUUUCAGGGAACACAAAUGCUGACAGUGUCGUCCAGCACAAACUGCAGCAGCCUGUAAUAGCUCGGUUCCUACGUGUCCUUCCUCUGGAAUGGAACUCAAAUGGAAGGGUAGGAAUGAGGCUAGAGGUCUACGGAUGCCUAUACAAGUCUGAUGUGGCAAGUUUUGAUGGCAGCAGCUCAUUGCUCUACAGGUUCAGUCAAAAUUCAAGUCAAACAGCCAAAGAUGUGAUAUCCAUGCAGUUCAAAGCACUGCAGAACUCUGGAAUUAUCAUGCAUGGCGAAGGACAUGGAGGACACAGCCUGACACUUGAGCUACACAAAGGAAAGCUCUUACUUCAUAUCAAAACAGGCAAAACAAGGUCCAUGUUUCCGGAGAACCAAAACGUGGUGACACUGGGAAGCCUGCUUGAUGACCAACACUGGCACUCUGUGGUUAUUGAACGAGUUCACAGACACAUUAACUUCACUGUGGACAAGAGCACACGUCAGUUUGAAAUAAAUGGAGACUUCAGUCACUCUGAUAUUGAUAAUGAGCUUAGCUUUGGAGGCGUCCCAGGCCAUGGGAAAUCAAGAACAUUUUCUAAGAGAAACUUCCAUGGGUGCCUGGAGAACUUGCUCUAUAAUGAUGUCAAUGUGAUAGAUCUUGCAAAACUCAAGCACCACGUAACAGCCUCGGGAAAUGUUACAUUUGCUUGCUCUGAGCCUGCUGACGUUCCAGUGACAUUCCUAGGCUCUGAGAGCUACCUGCAGUUGCCAGGGCCUCUUCAGAAGGAGAGUUUGUCAGUCAGCCUGCAUUUCAGGACUUGGAACAAAGCAGGUCUUCUGAUGACUACUGAAAUGCAUCAGCAUGCAGGAAGCUUGUGGCUUUACCUCAGUGAGGGCAAAGUCAAAUUACAAAUUUCUAAGGCUGGGAGAAUUUUGGCCGAUGCUACAACAGGGUCUGGCUUAAAUGACGGACAAUGGCAUUCUCUGGAACUAAAUGCAAAGAGAGGACGUGUAAGCUUAACCGUGGACAAAGAGGCAGGGUCUGCUGCACAUGCAAGUUCACCUUUCCAUGUUGCUUCUGGCAACAAUUUAUUUUUUGGAGGUUGUCCUGAAAACAAAAAUAACCAAAAUUGUAGAAACCCAUUCAACAGUUUUCAAGGAUGUAUGCAGCUAAUAUAUGUCGACAAUAUUGCUGUGGACUUAAUCAAGGUGCAACAGAGAAUCAUGGGUAAUUUCAGUGACUUGCAAAUGGACUUAUGUGGGAUCAUUGAUAGAUGCUCUCCCAGCUACUGCGAACAUGGAGGAAAAUGCACACAGUCCUGGAACACAUUCUACUGCAAUUGCUCCAACUCAGGCUACAUUGGAGCAACAUGUCACAGCUCAAUUUAUGAGCGGUCCUGCGAAGCUUACAAACAUAAGGGUAAUGCAUCUGGGCUUUAUUACAUCGACCUGGAUGGAAGUGGCCCCCUCAGCCCACUGCUAGUCAAGUGCAACAUGACAGAAAAGACGUGGAUGGUGAUUCAGCACAAUAACACGGAGCUGACCAAACUAAAAUCAUCUGGUGGGAAAGAUCAGCACUUAGCUUAUUUUAACUAUUCCGCUAACACGGAGCAGCUCCAGGCGAUAAUUAACCAAGCACAGCACUGCGAACAGGAAGUCUCCUACCACUGCAAAAAGUCACGGCUCUUAAACACACCAGAUGGUGAUCCGUUCACCUGGUGGGUGGGCAGGACAGGCGAGGCACACGCCUACUGGGGCGGAGCAAAGCCCGGAACUCAGAAAUGCUCCUGCGGACUGGAGGAGAGCUGCAUUGACUCCAGUCACUACUGCAACUGUGAUGCGGACAGGAGAGAAUGGACAAAUGAUUCAGGCCCACUGUCAUUUAAAGACCAUUUGCCUGUCACUGAAAUAUCUUUCGGUGACAUAAACAGAGCGGAAUCAGAGGCAGCUUACAAAGUUGGCCAUCUACAGUGCUAUGGUGACAAGAAUUUUUGGAAUGCAGCCUUUUUCAACAAGGAGACCUCCUAUCUCCACUUCCCUACGUUCCAGGGAGAGCUGAGUGCUGACAUAUCCUUUUUAUUCAAGACCACAGCAACAUCUGGUGUCUUCAUGGAAAAUCUGGGAAUUAAAGAUUUCAUACGGAUUGAACUCAGCUCCCCAUCUGAAGUGGUGUUUUCUUAUGAUGUGGGAAAUGGGCCUUUUGAAGUGAGAGUGGAGGCGCCCACGCCACUAAACAACAACCAGUGGCACUCUGUGAAAGCGGAGCGGAACGUAAAGGAAGCCAUGCUGCGGGUGGAUCGGCUGCCGAGUAGGACACAGAAGGCUCCUACAGAUGGACAUAUUCAUCUGCAGCUCAACAGCCAAUUAUUUGUAGGAGGCACUGCUUCAAGACAGAAAGGCUUUCUUGGAUGCAUUCGUUCUUUAGAACUAAAUGGGAUAACACUGGAUCUUGAAGAGCGGGCCAAAAUCACCCCUGGAGUCAAACCAGGUUGCCCCGGGCACUGCAGCAGCUAUGGCAGCCUUUGUCAGAAUGGGGGGAGAUGUGUGGAGAAAUACAAUGGAUUCUCAUGCGACUGCAGCUUGUCUGCUUUUAUGGGACCCUUCUGCCAAAAAGAGGUGUCUGCUUACUUUAAACCUGGGACGUCCGUGGCGUACACUUUUAAGGAGCCAUAUGAACUGACUAAAAAUGCAAGUGUUCAGUCAUCCUCCAUGUACUCUGACGUAACACUUCGAGGCGAGCACAUUGCGUUUAGCUUCCGCACAUCCCAGGCUCCAGCGCUGCUCCUGUAUGCUAACUCCUACUAUAGGGAGUACCUUGCAGUCCUUCUCAACAGAAACGGUCAUUUGGACGUCAAGUACAAAUUGCAGAAUAACAAAGAUGCAGAGGUAUUCAGGAUGAAUAUGAGAAACCUGGCCAAUGGCCAGCUCCAUAAAGUGAACAUUAAGAGGCAAGCGGACAUUCUCCAUGUUCAGGUUGACCAGUAUGCGAGAGAGGAAUUCAAUUUGACAUCCGACAUGGAAUUCAAUGCAAUAAAGUCUGUCAUUCUCGGAAAAGUUUAUGAGAGUGGUGAGCUGGACCCAGAGGUAGCCAGGGUCAACUCGCUGGGCUUCAGUGGCUGCCUCUCAGCAGUGCAGUUCAACAGCAUCACCCCUCUGAAAGCCGCCCUGCUCUACCCUAGCAGCAGCCCUGUGAUUGUUAAGGGGCAACUCGGAGAAUCACAUUGCGGGGCCUCCUCGCCAUCCAAUCCUUUCGCAGUGGAGACCACACACUCACUCUCAGAUCAAUCUGGUACAAUAGAUACCGGUGAGCCGAUAGUCAAUGCAGUCAGGAGUGACUCAGCUCUGAUCGGAGGUGUUAUUGCGGUCAUGAUAUUUAUCAUUCUCUGCGUCCUGGCAAUAAUAGCAAGAUUUCUCUAUCGACGAAAGGAGUCCUUUCAGAGCAGAGAAGCCAAGGGAGACAAGUCUGACGAUAGCCCAGAUUUUCCUUUCAACAACGAUCCCAACUCACAGAACGUAUUGAGUGAACACCAAAAGGAAUACUUCAUUUAAAAGACUCUUCCUUUACCUCAGCACUCCGCUUCACAAUCAAGAUAAACUGAGGAUACAAAUGCCUUGCCAAGUCUAAAGACGUUAACAUUCAUUGUGCAUUACUGCAUAAGCCCUACACAAUUGUCAAUGGUGGUUAAUUGAGAUGUGGAAAAAUUUUAAUGGUUGAUAUUUUUUGUAUAUAUUUAAUACAGCUUGUCUGGUAGACAUGAAAAAAAAGAAAAUACUGACUUUCAUUGAUUGUAAAUACUCUUUAAAUUGUACAUGUUGAAUUAAUGUCUGUAUAACAAUUAACAUCUUAUAUUCCCCUAAAACCAUUGUUCAUUAUGUUUAAUUAAAAGACAUUAUGCAUAAAAUAUUGAGUACUUGGACAUAGUCUAACACUAUCAGAUGAAAAAUAAAUGUUUGAAGUGUUGAGUGAAGUGGAUUUUGAUAUUAUGAUGUUUCUGAAAGUGCAGCUAAUUAAUACCAAGGUUGGAUGUGUGUGUGUUUGGUAUCCACCAUACAUACUUUUUCAUCUGCUAAUUUAGGUGCACUGUAGAGCACAGCCUGUCCUGAGAUGCAUGUGGACACAACUUACAACAGCCAACAAGAGUACCAAAUGGUCUGUUGUAAAAUAUGUAGACCUUUGACAUGUGACAGUUGACUUCCAUAAACUGAGACCCCCAGAUCAGGCAGGUAAUGUCAGUGCAUUACAGGCUCAAUAUACAGGACCAAUGAAGAAGAAAAAAAAAAAAAAACAGACAAUUUGACAGUUGGUAUGAUGUCUAAAAAAUAAUAAAUAUAAAAACAUGGAUACUGGAUAUUUAAUAAUGAUACUGUUUCAUAAGCCAUUUCUUAUUUAUGAAAUAGUUCUUAUUUAUAUAAUUUUAUUUAGCACAGAACAAACUGUAAUUUCAUUCUGAAAGUUGGCAUCAUGUUUAGGAUGUCAUUUAUUAUUACUUAAAAGUAUAAUUCCCUCUGAGACAUAGGUCAAUUCUGAAUGUGAGACUUGCAUCCUUUCCCUUGCACUUACCCCUUCAUUUUGCAUAAUGCACAUGUGAAUCUACCAUAUUGUGGCUGUCUCAAAGUUUAGGAAGUUAAUUUAAAGAGCUUUUUUAAGCAUUUAUUCAUCCACUUAGUCAGUAACUUUCCUGGGGAAGAAGGGUACACUGUAAUUCUGGAAGCAGGAAGUCCAAGAGUGACCAAAAGCUGACAAUGGUAUGUAACUUCUUUGCUCAUACAACCUCACCUGGUGUGGUAAAUUAUUAGUGAAUGUUGCCUCGGCAGGUUUGUGUUUACAGUGCUUAUUACAGUGUCACGCUGCUGGAGAUGUGAUGGGACAGUCUUGGGAGUAUUUCAGUGGUGCAGGAAGUGAGAUGUGCUGAAUUUACUGUGCUAAUGUAAAGUAAAUCAGGCUUUGGGUGUCAGUUACAUUUGACUGACAUUGUAUGAGAGUGUAUCGUCAUGGUGACCUUUCAACAGGACAGGUCUUGUGUCAAGCAGAAGCUUCGUUAAGACCUAAAAGGAAGAACUGCCAUGCAUUUGACUAGAUCCAGUGAUUCUGCUGUAUUCCAAAAAUGCUAAAUUCUAUAUUCUACAACACGGAUCCAACCAGCAAAGUAAUUUGAUGAUAAAUGAUCUGUGUGAGGAACUUUGAUGGUAAUCAAGGAAGUGCUGUAAAGUACAAGUAUGGAUGGUCCAAUACAAAAUAAAUGUCUGUUAAUUAA